AUGAGUAAUUCAUUACAUCAAUUUAUACCUGUACCAACAGAUGAAAAUUUUUUAUCUACAUCAUCAGUCAUAAAUCGACGACCAAGUCGAAUAUCUAUACAAACAAAUUAUGAUGAAGAAGCCGAAUUUGGUUCACCAUUAAAUCAUCAAACAUCAUUUAAACGUUUUAGUAAUCCAAUUCAAGCACGUAUUUAUAAUUUUCUUGAACGACCAUGUGGAAUAUCCUGUUUUUUAUAUCAUUUUACUGUAUUUGUUAUUGUUAUUGGAUGUCUUGUUUACAGUUCAAUAUUAACUGUUUAUAUUGAACAAUCCUAUUCAAUAUUAUUUUGGAUUGAAUCUAUACUUUUUGUUUUAUUUCUUAUUGAAUAUAUUGUUCGUGUAUGGUCGUCAGGUUGUCGAAGUAAAUAUCGUGGACGUCAUGGUCGAUUAUUAUUUAUGCGUAAAGCAAUGUGUCUUGUUGAUUUAUGUGUUAUUAUUGGUUAUGCUGUUUUAUUAUGUAUUGGGUUAACUCAUACACAAUUUAGUAUACAAUUAGUAAGAUAUGUUAGAAUUUUACAAAUACUUCGAUUUCUUCAUGUUGAUCGACGUCUUACAUCAUGGCGUUUACUUGGAUCUGUUGUAUAUGAUCAUCGUUAUGAAUUAAUUGCUACACUUUAUUUUUGUUUUAUUUUUUUAAUUGUUGUUGCUUAUUUAAUAUGGUUAGUUGAAAAAGAUGAUACUAAACCACCUGGUGAAGAUAUGUUUCAUAGUUUUGCUGAUACACUUUGGUGGGCUAUUGUAACAAUGGCAACAAUUGGAUAUGGUGAUAAAUGUCCAAAUACAUAUAUUGGUAAAAUGAUAACAUCAUGUUUAUGUAUUUGUGGUGUUGCCUUUUGGACAUUACCAUCUGGUAUAAUUGGUUCGGGUUUUGCUUUAAAAGUUGAACAAAAAAAACGUGAAAAACAAUUUAAUCGUUUAGUUCCUGCAGCUGCUAAUUUAAUUCAAAAUUGGUGGCGUUUAGUUGCAUGUCGUCGUUCAAAUUUACCAGCCACAUGGCGUAUUUAUCGUAUUGAAACAAAACGAUCGAAUAAAUUCGGUCGUCAUCUUAGUUCAACACUUGCUAUGAAUAGUAAUAAUAGUGCAAAUGGUACACCACGUAUGCGUAGUGGACAUAAUUUACUUAAUUUUUCAUCAAGUGGUAUACCAUUAGAUAAAAUAUCUUGGCGUAAAAUUGAUAAACCUGAAGAUCUUGAUACAAAUCAACGUAUUGCUAUACGAAUGUUACGUGUUAUUAAAUAUCAUGUAGCCAAAAGAAAAUUUCGUCAAGCACAUAAACCAUAUGAUUUUAAAGAUAUUAUGGAUGAGAAUGCUCAAGGAAAUCUUAAAGUUAUGUAUACACUUGCUGAUAUACAACGACGUUUAGAUCAAACCUUAGGUUUACCAAAAGCAUAUCCACUUGUUUUAUCUGAUAAAGAUCGUGAACAACUAACGUUAAAUGCAAAAGUACAACGAUUAGAAACAAAAUUAAUUGGACUUGAAAAACAAACAAAUCGAGUUAUUUUAUUACUUGAAGAAUUAUGUAAACGUUCAAAUAAUGAAGGAACAAAUACCACAAUCAAUGGAAUAUCAGCAAAUACUGAAGAAACAACAUCGGGAUUAUGA
This is a messenger RNA of Adineta steineri, 1641 nucleotides long. The record is from the annotation of a GenBank genome assembly. Lineage: Eukaryota; Metazoa; Rotifera; Eurotatoria; Adinetida; Adinetidae.